AUGAGUGAAAAGGAGUUGUGUAUAGAAAAGCUUCAAAAAGCUUUAUUAAAAUUACCAAAAGAUGAUUUAAUUAAAUUACUUAAAAAUACAUACCAAGCAAUGAAAAUUAAACAUAAUAUACCAAAUCAGGUUACUAGUAAAUUAAUACAAAAUCCUAAUCCUAAUAAUAAUAAAUCAAAUAAAUCCAAUACUAAAGAACAAUGUGUAAAUAAAAAUUCAAGAAGAAAUUUAAAAUUAACUAAUCUAAAUACUAUUAAUAAAAAUCCACAAUCAACUAAUACUAAUACUAGUACCCCUGGAAAGGGAGCUAAUUUUACAGCUAUGGAGUGUACUCCUGGAAAGGGAGCUAAUUUUACAGCUAUAGAGUGUACUCCUGGAAAGGGAGCUAAUUCUACCCUUAUGGAGUGUACUACUAAGGAAACCCCUUUCGGGGCUGGUACUAAGGUUACUAAUAAUACAGUUACUAAAGAUAAUAUGGAUAAGUAUGGAACUGGUAUAAAUAUGGAUGAUAGAUUUAUUAAUAUGGAAACAUUUGAUACAAUGAAUAAAGAUGAGAUGGAAGAGGAAGAGGAAAUAACAUUUAGAAGUCAAGAAUUUCAAGUUCAAGUACCUGAACUUGAUUUAACAUUAGCACAUGAAUAUAUUAACUCGAAACAUUCCAAAAAUAUACAAAAAAAUGAAGAAAAAAUUACAACACCCAAAUUCUCAUUCUAUCAGACUACCACCGAGGGACCUGUAGGUACCAAUACUAAUCAAUUCACAGGUAAUCCUAAUACUAUCACUGGUACAGGUACUGUUAACACUGCUAAUAGAGUUAACUCAGUCAAUCUUAAUGGUACUACUGGUACUAAUAGCACUAGUAGUACUACUGUUGGUACUAAGGUAGUCCCUUUUGGGGCUGGUGGAGUUAAUUCAAUUGGUUUAUAUGGAACUGGAAUGAAUAAUGUACAAUAUUUACAAGGAUAUAAUGGAAUGAUUUGGACUGGAGGUCCGGUAAAUUUUGGUAGUUUGAGACCAGUACAAAUUAUUAGAAGACCAUUUUAUCCCAGAUCAAGAUCAUUACAAAGAUAA
Theileria annulata is the source of this 1071-nucleotide messenger RNA. RefSeq lists its product as uncharacterized. NCBI's taxonomy places the organism in Eukaryota, Apicomplexa, Aconoidasida, Piroplasmida, Theileriidae. The record is from RefSeq and is a predicted model, not a curated record. Bases 1 to 1071 code for a protein of 356 amino acids. The transcript has a single exon.